Messenger RNA from Penicillium vulpinum, 528 nucleotides. RefSeq lists its product as uncharacterized. The transcript has a single exon. The record is from RefSeq and is a predicted model, not a curated record. Bases 1 to 528 code for a protein of 175 amino acids. NCBI's taxonomy places the organism in Eukaryota, Fungi, Ascomycota, Eurotiomycetes, Eurotiales, Aspergillaceae.
AUGGCUUCAUCAACUUCCUCCAAAAGAUCUCGGCCUCUGCUUAUUCCACAUAAGCGCGCUCUUUUACCAGCCAACAGGCCAGGCCCCAAAGUAUACAAAGUGCUCAAUCCUAGCGCCAUCCCCGCAGAGACAAGGAUCAAACAAUCAUACGAAGAAGCCACUCAAGAAAGAAAUAUGCCCACAAAUCUAAAUGAGCGUAAUAAAAUCAAAGUCAAAGAUGAAGAAGACUACGAGCCCCAGCCCCCGCGCUUUGAAGUCUCAUUCUCUAUGCCGCCACAGCCCUUCCUCGACCCGCCGACUUGGGAAGCGAUGCUCAAGCACAGCCGCGAGAAAUUAGCAGCACAGUCAAUAAAAGAUGAACCAGAUUCAGGGGCAGACCAGGAAGAUGAAUCGGCGGAGCGGGUGAGACAACGAGUCACGCGUGAGACGGAGUAUGGGUCUAUGGCUAUUCGGGGGCGGUCAAGUGUACGUGGACGUGGGAAGAGGGGAAAAGGGAGAGGCAAUGUUUACUGGGGUGGUAGGCAUUGA